GAAGGAAUCGGUGCGUGCAAAUUUGUUCCAUACUGCCACUGGAAUACCUACAUAUUUACUGAGAUAACUGAGUCUUGACUUGAGCAGGAAGAAGUUGCAGCCUCCUGGCCCGGCGUUUUUUACGCAAAAAGAUCCUCGCCUUCAACCCAUAUCCUUCCUCCAAACGCUCCAGCUAGAGCUACCCAUAGUAGGAAAUUUCCAAAAGGUCCCCUCUCCCCUCCCUGUUCUUCCUAGGUGUUGGUGAUCCCCUUUUUCUUCUUCCCACUCACGGUGACGGGACGGCGGCCGAGCCCAACACAAGAACAAGCACGCCGCCUACUCCUUCCCUUCCACCCAAGUCACAACCCACCCACCUCCACCUCCACCUCCACCUCCAUGGAUUUCUUCUCCAAUAGCCUUCCUCACCCUCCUCCUUCCUUCUACUAGACCGGCGUGGCGGUGGAGAUCCAGCUGCUCCUUCUCGUCCCCCAGGGGUGGCGUGGAGUGGGGAACCAUCCAUCCGGACUUGGGAUUGACUUCUUCUUUUGUCGUCUUGACAAAUGCUGAGACCAUUUUCACUUCUGAUAUAAUACUAUGACGCAUUUUCAUCGAUUUCCUUGGGCAAUGUCAUAUGAUUAUCGGUCUGCCAUUGAGGGGCCACAUGAAUUUCAGUGGCGGUUAGAAGCCUACAACUAUACAUUGACUUUGUUGAAAGUUGCGGCUUGAUUUAUUAACCAUUCAUGUUGAGGACAAAGCAACUCGGCACACUAGCACAGUGUGCACGAUCCUUCUAUCUUAAUGGGUCAAGGUGUGGUAGCACAGAUGGAGCUUCAUGCACUUGCCCUGAGGAUGAGACUUGUGUUCCAAAAAGGCAGACUGCAAGUGGUAUCGAGCAGAAGUCUCAUUCAACCCACAGAGCUUCUGUGAAGACUCAGCCUCCUGUACAAUAUGUUGUUGGAUCAAUUGGACAGUCUACUGGCUACCCAGCUCCAGCUGUUCAUGCCAUUCCCUCCACCUCAUCUCCAGAAAAGGAGCCUGUAUCUAGUAACAGAAGCAAUCAUCCUCGUAAUCAUCAUCAGGUUCUAGGAAGUGAUUAUGUACAGCCAUCUAAGCAGACUGCCAGAAGCAUUUCUCAGUCUGGAAUUGCAGGAGCUGGUGUAUAUUCCGAGCUGGUUAAUUUCAGGUCCACAUCUAAUAAUGGAAGCACUGAUCAGGCUUCACAGACAGAUACUAACUAUUCUUAUCAGCCUUUAUCUGACAGCCGUUCUUCUAAUAAUAGGGCACAUAAUCAACAUAACUUUCCAGAGACAAAGGCGCCUUAUAACCCUUCCAUGAACAAUGAUUUCGGGAAGGUUACCCCAAGAGCAGGCUCUGCAAAACCAAAGCAGAAUUUUUCAGGGCCAUCUGUUAUGGUUUCUGGUUCUCCAUCACAAAUAAGGAAUCAAGGACAUCCUGGUCAGCACCAUGCAAACUAUCAUUCUAAUAAUUUCCAUUCAGACGUCAGGCGUGAUGAAGUUCAAACUUGGAACCUGUCAGUUCCGAAUGGUUUGUGUGGUUCUGGUAACAAGUCGCAGGGUCCUACAGGAACAAUAAAAGCUCAUGGCGGCGGACCUCAAUCUAACUUAAGAUCAUUGAAGUCACUGCGGGCAGUUGAACAAUACUACCACACACUGCAGCAAAUGAAAUGGGGUCCGAUGACAGAACAUGUCCUGGAUAGUCUUCAUUGCAAGAUAGAUGCAUUCCAGGCUAAUCAAGUACUCAAGCUGCUUCAUGACCACACUAUCGCCCUUGGUUUCUUUCAAUGGUUAAAGCGGCAACCAGGGUUCAAGCAUGAUGGUCAUACCUACACAACCAUGAUAGGCAUCCUUGGACAAGCUAGGCAAUUUGGUACAAUGAGGAAAAUUCUUGAUGAGAUGAGCAGAGUUCACUGCAAACCAACUGUGGUAACAUACAACAGAAUAAUACACGCGUAUGGUCGUGCAAAUUAUCUAAGGGAGGCUGUUAAAGUAUUUGAGGAAAUGCAGGAAGCUGGUUAUGAGCCUGAUCGGGUUACAUAUUGUACAUUGCUUGACAUCCAUGCUAAAGCAGGAUACCUGGAAGUUGCAAUGGAUCUAUAUGGCAGGAUGCAAGAAGUAGGCCUGUCACCAGAUACUUUCACCUACAGUGCCAUGGUUAAUUGCCUUGGAAAAGGUGGUCAAUUGGCUGCUGCUUAUAAGCUUUUUUGUGAGAUGAUUGAAAAUGGCUGCACACCUAACCUUGUUACUUACAACAUUAUGAUUGCACUCCAGGCCAAAGCAAGGAAUUAUGAAAAUGUUGUUAAGCUGUACAAGGACAUGCAGGUUGCUGGGUUCCGUCCUGACAAAAUAACCUACAGCAUUGUCAUGGAAGUUCUUGGUCACUGUGGUCAUCUGGAUGAGGCUGAGGCUGUGUUCAUUGAGAUGAGGCGUGAUUGGGCUCCUGAUGAACCUGUAUAUGGUCUUCUGGUGGACCUCUGGGGCAAAGCUGGCAAUGUCGACAAGGCACUAGGAUGGUAUCAUGCAAUGCUUCACGAUGGUUUGCAGCCUAAUGUCCCUACCUGCAAUUCGCUCUUGAGUGCUUUUCUGAAGAUAAACAGAUUUCAAGAUGCCUACGUCAUGCUUCAGAACAUGCUUGCUCAAGGACUAGUUCCAUCUCUGCAGACUUACACCUUGCUGCUCAGCUGUUGUACCGAGGCUCGUGCACAGAUGGGUUUAUGCUGCCAGCUCAUGGCGAUCACUGGACAUCCAGCUCACAUGUUCUUGCUGUAUUUGCCUGAUGCAGAACCUGGUGGCCAGAACAUUAGGGAUCACACUGGGUAUUUCUUGGACAUGAUGCACAGUGAGGACAGAGAGAGUAAGAGGGGUCUAAUGGAUGCUGUCAUAGACUUCUUACACAAGUCUGGCUUCAAGGAGGAAGCUGGCAUCAUAUGGGAGGUUGCUGCUCAGAAGAAUGUGUACCCGGAUUCCGUGAGGGAGAAAGGCUCAUCGUAUUGGCUUAUCAACCUUCAUUUGAUGUCUGAGGGCACUGCAGUGACUGCACUGUCCAGGACACUCGCCUGGUUCCACAGGCAGAUUCUGACAUUGGGCACUGGCCCAGAAAGAAUUGACAUUGUGACCGGAUGGGGCAGGAGGAGCAGGGUGACUGGAUCGUCGCUGGUUAGACAAUCCGUUCAAAAGCUUCUGAACCUCUUCGAAUUCCCAUUCAUCCCCACUCGUGGAAAUACUGGCUGCUUCGUCGGAUGCGGGGAGCCACUCAAUAGAUGGUUGCACAAUCCUUAUGUUGAGCGCAUGCAUUUGUUGUAGUGGCUAGUGAGGUUAUUGGUCAGGUCAGAAAUUAAAAAAAAACUUAUUUAAGCUGGUGCAGUUUUGUGGAAGAAUCAGCUUGCAUAAAGAUCCGGCGCACCUGCUUCAGUUUGGUCUUUACUCUUGAGAGUGUGUUAGUCAGGUGUAGUAUGGGUAUGGUAGUCGGAUGGUUCAUGCUUCAAAACUAUUUAUUAUGAUUGUGAUAACAUUUAGAGAUGCAUUGUUGCGUUUAGCAUGAGAUAAAUUGGUCUGAAUUAGCCUAUAAGAAGUGUUGCAUGUUUCAGUA
This is a messenger RNA of Phragmites australis (common reed), 3585 nucleotides long. Its product is annotated as pentatricopeptide repeat-containing protein At1g18900-like. Gene Ontology annotation, molecular function: protein binding. The record is from RefSeq and is a predicted model, not a curated record. The transcript has 4 exons. NCBI's taxonomy places the organism in Eukaryota, Viridiplantae, Streptophyta, Magnoliopsida, Poales, Poaceae. The coding region runs from base 720 to 3299 and encodes 859 amino acids.